AUGGGAUAUAUCGACACCAACAUCGGUAACAACAGCUUUUGGAGAAGUCAUAACGCAAUGGCUCCAGCGCUUCCAGACGACAUAUUGCACGUCCUGUGUGAAGAGCUGGCAGGUCUCCGACAGUUUGACACGCUCUUCAACUGCGCCUGCGCCAGCCGUGUGUUAGCAGUGCCUGCCUUGACCAACCUGUAUCGAUCACACCAUGAGGCGCCCAUCCGAGGUGGUGGUGACGAUGCCAUCGUUUCACUUGGCCAAAAGAUUUUGACGACCCAGCGGUGGUCUAUUUUAUGGAGAUCCAUCAUCGCGUCCAGCCUGGAGACUACUCUUUUUCCGUAUUGUCGCUAUAUCAAGACCCUCGACUUUCGCGAUCUAGGCAACUUGCUCGAAGAGGACCAGUUCCGUGUCAACAUCUCGAAGCAAUUCUUUUCAGGGCCUUUGAAGCAGUUUGAAAAGAUCAGAACAUGGAAAACUAGGUCUGGCAAGAGAAUGACUGGGUUCCAUAACGCCGACAUCAUCGAUGCAGUCGGAGAAGCUGUCACUCAGCACACACCAACACUCGAGAUGAUUAGCGGCGAAUUACGAUCGGACGCGCUCAUUCGAUGGACUCCUCGUCUGCCCCGCCUGCAAGGUCUUGAGCUAUGGGAUGGUAAACCUCUCGAAGACCCACUGGUACAUGCGUCACUCUAUCAGUAUUGUCCGAACUUCAAUACGCUGAUGAUAUUUACCUGGAUGUCUGACGAUCGCGAUCACAAAUUCGCAGAGUUUGUCAGCUCAAUGCGGGCGAACUCACUGAAGUCACUCCAAACUUUUCACGACAUAGGCGCUGAUGCAGAAGUCUUCCUAGCUCUGAGUCACCACGGUGGCUCGUUGGAGGAUCUAAGACUGUACACCUCGAAUGAUUCGUUAGCGCAUCUAUCCAUGCUUCAAGGCUGUACUGCUUUGAAACAACUGCGCAUCGAAGACACUUAUGGGGUCGUGGAUCUUGAGGCAACUCAGAACGAUGUUUUCCUCGAGACGAUCGAUUGGCUAAAGAAGUGCAAAGGUCUUCGAAGCAUCAGCUUUUCGAAUUUUCAAUCCGGCGCUGCUGUUGUCACGCCUGUACUUGUGGAGCACGACAUGCAGCUUGAACACUUGGACAUCGACUCCUAUGUCCUCAAGGACCACAAAGCCUUCCAUCAAGCGCUUGUAUAUCAGCAGACAAACUUGCUUGAGCUCUCACUCAGUGGAGAUACCGACGGCAUGUUCCGGGAUGACCUUGACAUUCUUGUCGACUCGUUGAAGCAGCUGAAAUCGAUGCGACGGCUCUCCUUGUUACUCCCUGAAGUGCUCCGCGACGAGCAUGUGAUUGCCAUUGUUCAAGGCUUGACGCAGCUCGAGAUGAUAUAUGUCAGCGGCCUGGAGCUUAACGAUGUCAUUCUGCCAGGCAUUGGAGAACUGCCCAGUCUGCGAGACAUCACUUUGUCAGGCAUUUCAAAGUUUUCUUUUGAUGGAUUGUUUGACUUUAUCUCGCAACUGGGCCCCGGGAACCAAGGCAUCCGUCUCACUAUCGAAAUGGCAGACCCCGACACUUUGCUGACCGAAGACAACCUGACAACGUUAAAAGAUCAUCUCGCGCAGCAGACUGGAGGGGCAUUCGAGUAUGCAGCAUACAAGGAUCCAGGUAUCUCAGACUUCGAAGGGGACUCGGAUUGA
Ascochyta rabiei is the source of this 1692-nucleotide messenger RNA. RefSeq lists its product as uncharacterized. Lineage: Eukaryota; Fungi; Ascomycota; Dothideomycetes; Pleosporales; Didymellaceae. The transcript has 7 exons. The record is from RefSeq and is a predicted model, not a curated record. Bases 1 to 1692 code for a protein of 563 amino acids.